AUGACACAUGAGUUUGCUGGUUUGUUUGCAGCUCAUGCGAUGGCCAAGAUAUCAGAUCCUGAGGAGAUGCGGCCUGCCUUUGAUGACGACAAGGAUGAGCUGACCCUAGAGCGUGAUACGGAGAUAGAGCAGCAAGGUCAUGCGGAGGAGCUGGCAGGGAGCAUGCAGAGAGCGGCAACAGAUGAAGAAAUUCAAGAGAAAGGAUAUGUUGAAGCUAUAUGCAGUACACUCACAAAUAAGACACUUGAUCUUGCAAUUAAUGGUAGUGGAUAUUUAAAUGAUGGGAACCGCUUUACAGGGUAUCCAAUAAUAGGAUUCAAUAACAACAUGCAAACAUCUGGCGGAUGCCAAGCAGGAAGAUACUCUAAGGCUUGCACUCCCACAUCAAUUUUAGAUAAAAAUGAGACAGUUUGUUCAUGGGAUCGACGAAUAUACACUACCUUAUACUUUGGUUCAGAAUUGAGAGUUCCUAUAUCUUCUUUACCUAAAGUAAUCAAGGAUGUGAAGAGUAUUAGGAAUUUGAAUCCUCAAAAAUUAUCUGACAUGACUGGAAUAUUUAUGCGUUCUAUUAAGAAAUCUGAGACAUAUUUGGGACCUAACGAGGAUCUAGUGACCCUAGACAUGAUGAAUUAUAGGUCAAGAGAAGUUGGUACACCCAAGUGGAAUGAAGAUGUGUAUGAAGAGAUUGAACAAAUGGUUAUUGAGAAGCAUGGUGGUAUGUUACAUUGGGGUAAAUCGGGGGGUUACUUGUUUCAAGGACUAACUAAAAGGGCAAAUAAUUUUAAAAAGUUCUUGGAGGUGAAGAAGAAAUUUGAUUCAUCUAGGACAUUUUCUAAUGAAUGGACAGAUGGUUUGUUUGGGAUUGGAGGAGGAAGUCUAGAAGUUUUUAGAGAUGGGUGUGCAUUGGACAAGCUUUGCAAGUGUAGAGAGGAUAGACAUUGUGCUCCGAAAAAAGGAUACUUUUGCAAACCAGGUAAAGUUUGGAAGAAGGCACGUGUUUGCACAAAAAAUUAA
This is a messenger RNA of Cryptomeria japonica (Japanese cedar), 1014 nucleotides long. RefSeq names its product probable truncated L-gulonolactone oxidase 7, mitochondrial. Gene Ontology annotation, molecular function: D-arabinono-1,4-lactone oxidase activity. The coding region runs from base 1 to 1014 and encodes 337 amino acids. The transcript is spliced from 3 exons. Lineage: Eukaryota; Viridiplantae; Streptophyta; Pinopsida; Cupressales; Cupressaceae. Gene Ontology annotation, cellular component: membrane. The record is from RefSeq and is a predicted model, not a curated record.